Molecule: messenger RNA, 1350 nt
Organism: Dacryopinax primogenitus
Lineage: Eukaryota; Fungi; Basidiomycota; Dacrymycetes; Dacrymycetales; Dacrymycetaceae
Product: acid protease
Exons: 2
Coding region: 1-1350 (449 amino acids)
Biological process (GO): proteolysis
Molecular function (GO): aspartic-type endopeptidase activity
Source: RefSeq, a predicted model, not a curated record
AUGCGUCCGGGCAAGCCGUCGUUCAAUCCCACCACGCGGAAGGUGCACGAGAUAGAGGAUGCUAGGGAGAAUAACGACGAGAACUUCCUGGGCGCUGUGGGCGCUGCGGCGGACGUGAUUGGUGAGGCUGUCAAGGCUGCUCAGACGUCGAAGAGUAAGAAUAAUAAGGGCAAAGGUGGGAAGGGCGGGAACGCUGGCGGAGCCGCGGCUGGUGCAGGGGCUGGUGCCGGGGCGUCUGGCGCUGCUGCGCAAGGACUGGGGAUUCCCGCGGUUGACGUACAGGCCGGGAUUAACGGGGGGCUCACUAUUGCCAACACCCCUACUGACGCUAACACCGUUGGACUUGACAUCGAUGGGAACGAUACCGGUUAUGUCGCAACGGUGCAGGUCGGCACUCCCCCGUCCGACUUCCUCAUCCUGAUGGACUCUGGCUCCUCUGACUUCUGGGUUGGUGCAGCCGACUGCCAGACCCUCGCAUCCGAGGGCGGCGGGGCGUGCGCACCGAACCACAAGACGCUCUCUGCAGCCACAUCCUCCACAUUCAAGGAUACCAAGGCGCCGUUCAGCAUUACAUACGGGAGCGGCAGUGUAGCCGGAACGAUCGUAACGGACAACGUUGUGCUCGCUGGGCUCUCCCUUCCCGCGCACACCUUUGGUGUCGCUCACGCCGAGAGCGUGGACUUCUCUGCCUCCUCGAUCGAUUUCGACGGUCUGAUGGGUCUUGCUCAAAGCGGCUUGUCAGAACAGGGCGUGCCUACCCCAGUCGAGUCCCUCGCCGCGGCAGGCCAGAUCCCGGCAGCCAUCACCUCGUUCAAGCUCUCCCGCCUUGCGGACGGGCUCAACGACGGAGAAGUGACUUUCGGCGCUGUCGACCCGGCCAAGUUCCAGGCAAACACGCUCGUCACCCUGCCCAACGUGAACAAGCAAGGCUUCUGGGAGGCCGCGAUGGACGCCGUCUCUGUUAAUGGCGUGUCGGCCGCUUUGGCAGGCCGUACCGCCAUCCUCGACACGGGAACUACGCUCAUCGUCGCUCCCCCUAACGAUGCCGCUGCUGUGCACGCGCUCAUCCCUGGCUCAGCCUCCGAUAGCCAGGGAGGGUUCACCAUCCCAUGCACUACGAACGCCAGUGUUGCGCUCACCUUCGGCGGUACGGCAUUCAACAUCGACACCCGUGACAUACUGUUCGCCCCCGUAGACCCGAAUAACGUCCAGGGCGACUGCGUGAGCGGGAUCAGCUCUGGCGAGAUUGGUGGCGCGAAGGAAUGGCUCGUCGGAGAUGUGUUUUUGAAGAAUGCGUACUUUACUGUGGAUGAGGGGAAGAAUACGGUCGGCUUGGCUAAGCCUGCUUAG